Molecule: messenger RNA, 7662 nt
Organism: Patiria miniata (bat star)
Lineage: Eukaryota; Metazoa; Echinodermata; Asteroidea; Valvatida; Asterinidae
Product: rho guanine nucleotide exchange factor 10-like
Exons: 26
Coding region: 348-4835 (1495 amino acids)
Biological process (GO): actin cytoskeleton organization; positive regulation of stress fiber assembly
Molecular function (GO): guanyl-nucleotide exchange factor activity; protein binding
Source: RefSeq, a predicted model, not a curated record
UAGAAACCAAUACGGUGGGAGCUGUUUCGCCUGCUGCAACUGAUGUAGAUUUCUUACUAUUUUCUUGGCGGAAGGAAAGCAAAGCCGGCAGUAUUUCACCACCAAGACCAAGCUAAGCUAGGGCAAGGUUACGGCCAGGUGGAAGGACGGAGUUUGAAAGCGAGUGCGAAGUUUUAUCUGACAUGCGAGGUUGAAGUCGUCUCCCAGUCGUCAGGCAACGGGGCCGGUCACAGGCCUAACGCUCAGCUGAUCUAUCACUUACUCUGAAUCACCAGGGAAUCUAAAACCUCAUCAUUUCAAAGAUGUCGUUUGUCCGCCAGCGUUGAGCCACUCAUAAUCCUUUUGGAAUGGCGCGGGAUCCUUCACAUCCUGACUGGCCGAUUCCGACUAUGGCGGAUCCGUUGGUCAAACCCUCGCUGAAACCCAAACCGGCGUUCGUCCAAGCGGCAAGUCCCUCCCACGGGGGCGGGGCUUAUGAAAUGGAGGAUGAUAUGGGCGAGCCGGUGUACAGCCCAAUGCCCAUUGAUGCCAGUUCAAAGAUGUCCAGACAGGAGAAUGGUGCACAUUCCCAGCAGCCCAGUCCUUCCAAACCCCCCAGCAGCCAAUCAGAAAGCAGUAUUCCAGAGGUCACAGGAGGUCAAACGCCGGAGGUCAGUCGCUUAGCAACUGACCCAAGUGAGAUCAUUUACGAUGAUGUGGUCAACCCAAGCGACCAGCCCGAGGAUAUAUACGUUGUCUCCAGUGUCCAAUUCCAACGCAGCACUCACGAAAAUAAUUCCAACAAUAAGUCGGAGCUGGCUCACCCUCCGAUUCCAGAGGAGGACAUUUAUGAUGAUGUCAUACCCCCUAGUAUGGCAGGGGUUCAAGUCCUCCAAGCCCAGUACGAAGGAACCGACAACCAACUUCCAGCGCAAGGCAAUGCAAACGGCAACAUAGAUGCAAACGGGAACACAAAGCCGCGGAAAAGUCGGCCGACGAACUUGGAAAUGCCGAGCAACUACCGAGAGGCUAGGGACCAGACUGUGAAACUGGCCGCCAUCGUCGAGUCGCGGAAACAGCCAGACCCGCUCAGCUACGACGCCAUGCUGUCGUACGCCACUGAUAGCAACGCCACCGCGAUCAAGCCGAGAUUUGCAUCCCCCCGGAGCGGCCAGAGGGAUGAUGGGAAGGACUCGUCGGAUCCGACGAUCUACGAAGUGACGUGCCUCGGCGAAGGACCCGGGAACGAGGGUCGGUCCAACGGAGGUGAGCGUGGGGAAAACCAAGGCUGGCAUGAGAAUGAAAUUUACGAAGGGUAUGAGGGUGAGUAUGCCCAAGCUCACUCCCGUCUGUCGGCUCAGUUUGAUGCCUUGGAAUGCGACGCUGAGGAGAACGGUCCUUAUGAAGAUAUGAAUUUUGACGAGGGGGAACAAGGUUUCUUCAUCGAUGAUGACCUGCUCUACGAAGACCUCCUUGAUAUCAACGAAGAUGAGGAUGCCGAACCAAUCAUGGAGGACUCGGACUCCAGCUGGGGCUCGGAGGAAUGGGACGAUUACUCGGACGAAGACAGCGACAGCGAGCUGGUCCACAGCUACGUCAUCGAGCCCAACUCUCCCGCACCGGGGAAACGAGCAUCGCUGGACAACAAGGCCGCCACGCGGCAACGCUCAUUGGUCACGACGUACGGGAUGGACCGUAAGGAGGAUGAAAAACCACAGUCGUAUCUAGAUUGGGUGAAAGAGUUCCGAGGUCGUAGUAACCUAGACAAGGUGAGGAACUUCUUGUUUGGACGACAUGCUGGACCCAAGGAGGAGGAGAAAGAAGACCUGGAUGAAGACAAGGAUGAUAUCCACUACAUUGACGUCAAGCUGUCGCAGAUUAAGCACCCGCCCCCGGCUCUGCCUCCCCAACCCAAGGGCCUAACAACUGAGGAGGUUGUCCGUCGACAUGUGGUCCAAUCCAUCAUUGACAGUGAGAGGUCUUACAUGCUAUCACUUCAGCGGCUAAUCCAGGCUUACGAAAAGCCCCUUCUAGACAGUCACCCGCCUCUUCUAGAGAAGGAGAAAGUGCGUAUGAUCUUCUACCGAGUCCGUGGCAUCUACCAGUGCCAUCUCAUGUUCCAGAUCGCACUGUCCAGCCGCGUCAAGAACUGGGACUCCUUGGAUCAAAUCGGGGACGUCUUCGCUGCCUCGUUUUCCAAGGCGAUGGUGUUGGAUGUGUACAGUGCCUACGUCAACAACUUCACCAAUGCAAUGGAAGUAGCCAAGAGAGCGGCCGCCCAGAAGCCAGCAUUCAGAAACUUCAUUGAGACUCGGCAGACAAGUAGCAGCGAUCGUCUCAGCCUCUAUGCACUCAUGCUGAAACCCAUUCAGCGCUUCCCGCAAUUCAUAUGUCUUCUCCAGGAUCUCUUAAAGCGUACGCCGGCCGGUCACGCGGACCGCAUGCCGCUCCAGCUAGCCCUGACUAAGCUAGAAACCCUGGCCAGCGUGCUGAACGAGAGGAAACGGCAGAGCGAGCAACGCUACGCCGUCAAGCAACUCAUGAAAUGUCUCAACGUCAAGUUCUCCGUCAAGUUUAAGAACGACAGAAGUCGAUGGUUGAUCAGACAAGACGAUAUGCUGCAAACUAGUGAAACUUAUGACAGUCAUGGGGAGAUUAUUAAAUGCAAGGAACGACGUCUCUUCAUGCUCAACGAUCUUCUUGUCUGCACGACGGUCGUGUCAAAAACCUUGUCCCCAGGCUUGUCUCCUGGCUUUGACAUGCCAAGAUGCAAGCACAGGUGGAGCGUUCCAUUGAGUGAGGUGGAGGUGAUCGAGCCGUCCGGGGAGGGAGGGACAGAAGUGGAGGUGUCUCAAGAACCGGGGAAGCUGACGAUCACCACGCAGCAGGCUGAGGAACCAGACUACACGUACACAGGUUCGGCAAGACAGAUGUACCAGGAACGCAACGAUCUGAUGCAUGACAUGGCCGUCGUCAGACAAAUCGGCGCUCUCCUCACCACACUCAAGGGUUCGUACAGUACACUGACCAAAGAGGACGUGGAAGAUUGGGCCGAGAUCAUCCAAAAACUCAUCCAGAAAAAGGGCCAGGAGAUCAAACUAGCUGAUGUCAGUAAGAUACAGCUAUCACUGCCGGCUGUAGCAUUGGAGAAGCGAGUGAAUUUGGUGUUCGAUGCGGUCAGCUCUAAAACCAGAUUAGACUGGAUCACUGCCUUGGAGACAGCCAAGCUGGCCUUGCAGCCUCACAACAACCCCGGUUGGCACACGUCGGAGGACAGCGACAACGCUCACGCCGAGAUGAACUACGGCGUCCCGCUUCUCAUGAAACCCUUGCCCGUAUUCACGACCAGACAAUCAGCAAAGAUCCAGUGCGCAGUCUUGUGCCCCUUGGAACCGGCCUACUCCCGCAGCACGCGGAAAAGGACCCUUGAGAGCGAAGCCACCAGGAAUUGUCUCUGGGUGGUCAGCUCCGACAACAAGAAAUCCUACAUCAGCAUCGUAGGCUUCCAGCCCCCGGCCCCCAAGAUCCUGGAGACGUUUGAGCUGGGCGAGCUGAGGAUUCUGUGCGCGGAGUCCGUGCCGGGGGUCACCCGGAACGCUGGCCUGGCCGGCACGCAGGGGAAGAGUUUCAGGGAGAGCGUGCGAAGGAGUGAGUUCUGCCUGAUGAAGCCGACGGUGUGGCUGGGCACAGAGAGCGGGAGGAUUUGCAUCUACGAGGCCAGCCAGACAGACAAGAACCAGUGUCUGGUUAGCUUCAAGGUUCCCCGCUCUGUCACGUCCAUGAAAUACCUGAACAAUCGCAUGUUUCUAGCCCAGAAGGACGGCACGGUUCUCAUAUACCACAGGACAGAAGAGGGUGAAUGGAAGGUGAAGGAGCCUAGAAUAUCAGAGCUUGGUUCGAAUCCCGUCACGGCACUCCUAGCCGUCAAGCAGCACAUGUGGUGCGGCUGUGGCAACCAUAUCCACAUCAUUGACACGGAGAGCGAAUUCUCACAGACUGACUUUGAGGUUCACCAGGAUACCUCCCAAGGUGUUCAGAGCAUGGUGGUGGCCGGCGUCGGUGUCUGGGUGGCCUUCCAAACGUCGGACAUCAUCCGUCUGUUCCACACGGAGACUUUACAAGUCCUGCAAGACAUCAGCCUUGCCAGUCCUAUCAGCAGGAUGGUAGCAGGUCUGAAUCCCAAGUCCCAAGCCAUCUUCCAGAACGUCCACUCGGUCCAAGUCAGCAAUCUCCUGGCCUGCCAUGGCUCGUUGUGGGUGGGCAGUGACCUGGGCAUCUUAGUCAACUUCCCCCUGCCGAGGCUGGAGGGUGUCCCCUUGGUCAAUGGGCCGGCCAUGGUGGCCUAUCACACCCACGGGGGGCCGGUCAAAUUCAUGCUGGGACUGGAGAUCAACCGACAGAGCGAUCGCAUCCAUUACUCAUCCAAGGAGGACAGCAAUGACACUUCCACACCAACGCCGACCCAAACGCCUCACUCCACCCCGAUGGAGGAGGUCCCCGCCCGUGCCACGCCCCCUCGGACCAAAGCCAGCGCCCACACCGCUAACCUUGUCACCUCUGCAAUGUCCCCGAUGACCGAGUACUUCUCCUUGGCCUUCCACGAAGCGGACGACAACGAUGACGACAAACCCAGCACGACAGACAGCGGCGCCUGCAGCAGCAAUCUCUCGGAGGAGAGCGGCCGAGGCGACAUCGUGCCUAAGGUCAAAGGUCACACGGACCAGGUGUCGGCGAGCAUCACCAGCACCACCAGCCUGGUGCUGUGCGGCGGAGAGGGCCAUAACUACCUGAUGCAGGAGGGGUCGGAGUUCAAAGGUCGGGAGGCGGAGCUUCUGGUCUGGCAAGUUUCCAUGUAGCCAAUCAAGUGUUAAUAUGCAGAUGAGGUCAAGGGGCACAGUUCACAUGUGAACGUUUCUCAGUUCAAUGUCAAAAUUCUUGAUUGGCCACUUAUACUUUGGAAUUUGAUUCUUUGUGCACACAAGAUCAGAUCAGAGUCAAAAGUUUUUAAUUGUAGUUUAAGGAAAAAUCACGUCUGACACAACUAAAAUAUACGUUUUUUGCUGAUGUAAAAAAAACUGAGAAAAUGGUUGCAAUCUGAUAAUAAUUAUCAACAAUUUGAUGACUUUUUUUAAAAUUCAGCUUACUUAUUUAUUGCAAACAAAAUUUUUGCAACCUUUUAAGGAAGCCUGCCCUUUACAUACACUUCACUGUCUUGCAAUGAUUUUAAUUCCUUAGUACGCAGAUAAAAAAAGAAAGAAUAUGUAAUCAACAAGGUAACAUCAUUUCCUAAGUUGUUAUCCAAUUUGGGAUAUUUUUAUCUCGCACUUUUUUGUUUUUGUUUUGGGAGCCUGUUACAUAGUCUUAUACAGCCAGUGGCGUUUUUAUGAGGAAAAUGGCAAAAAAAUCAACGAGGUUGGAAAAUUGAGCAGUGCAGUCUUUUUGGGUUUUCUACAUGUAGUGUGGGCUACGACCUUUUUUAAGAAAAGAAAACAUGUGUUUCACUGCCUCUGACUUUUUUUUAAGAAAAAUAACUGCUUUUGGUUUUAACCUUUUUUUUAAGAAUGUCUGAAUUUUUAAAAACCAUGACAACUAAAGGAUGAAUAUGUUGCAAAGAGGCAUUUAGAUUGUUUUUGUACAUAGUGUGGGGCCAUUUUACGUACAUGCGUGUAAGAUAAAACUCAACUGAUCUCACCGUUUUCAGUGCUCUACCAACUGAGCUGUCCAGCCCUAUGUUUGAAAUCUCCUUUUUCGUCGGGGCUUGGCAAGUUGUAAAUCAGACAAAAUUCAGCUGAGAAAAAGUUGCACUGUCAUCAUUUUUUGUUUUUUUUAACUAUUUAAAAAAUAACGUGCAAAAAGUUUUUCCUCAGAAAUAAUUGAAGGCAACAAGAUACAAUGUACUUGCAAAUAUACAGGUGGUUUUUUUUGUAAGAGGAAUAUUUGACAUGUGAUUUUGAAUCUUUUUUUUUUAAUUCAGAAACUCGUUUUCACAUGUGCCAAAGACUUGCGUUGCAACUUUUGCUAUGUGCAUGUGCAACUGUAUAUCGAGCGGGGCCUAGGUUAUUUUAGGCCUAAUAUCAGAGCACUGCAAAGCAUUAAAUUCCUGUUUAUAGCUUGCACAUUAUCAAUCCCACCACGCUUUUUAGAUUAUAUUUUUGUAAUGAAACGAGAUAUAGUUGUACAUGUCUCACUACAUAACUUUAAUUUGAUGCCAAGUCCGAAAAUUUGGCGCAGCUUUUAAGUUAAAGAUGGUGCGUAUCAAACUUAGAUACAAAUGCCUUCCGUGUAGAAAUAGUUUCGUUUGGUACUUUCUUUGUUUGAUAGAAAAAGGCAAAUGGUGCUGUAGAAUGUAUGCUGGUGAUGAUGGUCUGUGCAUCAGUCUGUCCAUCUGUGUAUUUGUUUGGAAGAUAUUACAUGUAUAAGGCAGGGUCCUGACACUUGCCUGAAGCCAGAAAUAACACAUGAGUCUAUGGGAACUGGCUGCAACUACUAGCCAGUGGCUUUCAUAGAUGCGCAUGUUAUUCCCUGGCAUAGCCAAGUGAUUCAGAUACUGCCUAACUUCUUCGGAGAUGAUUUCUUUAAUAAUUGAAGGUUUAUCCGUAAAAAUACAGGAAUUGGGUCAAAACGUUGACGUUCAAAGGCUUUACCAAAAUCACUUUUGUGAGAAAUUGGAAAUACGGUUUCUGAAUCAAUUUAUGUGUACAUGUUGCAAGGGACUUUUUUUAACAAUCUCAAAGUGAGAAAUGUUGUGUUACCAAACGAAAACUCAGUAAACUAAAUGCUUGGGAUCAAUAGGUCAGAGGUCAAAAUCGUUAUUUUAAAAAUAGGUUACUAUAUACUUCCUUUUGAAAAGGCUGAGUUUUUUAUAGAUACUUUCUUUUUAUAACAGCAAAAUCUUCCUUUGCAUCCUUAUGGAUGGAACCUCUGUGCAGUGAAAAAAAAUAGUUUUGGAUGAAAUUCUUAAUCUUUGAAAUCUGAAUUUUGUCGUUUUGAAAAAUGACCAGAGCUAUUUUGAAGAAAUUAGGACACUGAACGUGGUGCAGAUUUUUGUGUAUUUUUUUUUUUAACACGGCAAAAUCUUCCUUCGCAUCCUGACAGAAUGUACCUUUGCGCAGUGAAAAAAACCAUUUUGGUUGAAUUUCUUUAUAGAUAAUGAAUUGAGCCAAUUUGACAAAUUGACCAGUGCUAGUUGUUAAAGAAAUUAGGACACUGAAACAUGUUGCAGAUUUGUUUGUAGGCUUCGCCCGAUUUCAAAAUAUGACAGAUUAUUCAGCAGUCUUUUGAAAUAUCUCAGCCAAUAUAUAUACCGAUACAUGUAUUAAACCAGGUUUUCCAAAUUGUAUAGGAGUUGAAUCAAAUUAAAUAGCGUUUGUUUUACCAUCUAUAGUUGCUGCGAACGGUAUUAAACUAAUUUGAUAGAAAGCAGUACAUGUUUUCACCACAAGAUUUGCCAUAGUUGGAACGGACUCAACUAUAUGUUGUACCGUAACACUGGAUUUGUGUUAGACAGUUGCUGUUACAUUUAGUUUCAAUUUUUUGCACUUAUUGAGGUCAAUUUUUGCACAAAGCACUGUUGAUAUAUCGAUAUUACUCGAUUAUUCAAUAUUAUUUUGAUAUCGAUAUCACCGAUAGCAAUUUUUUAAUCAUAUCGAAAUAUCGAAAUUUUCAAUUUUGAGGAAUCAUAUC